Molecule: messenger RNA, 1856 nt
Organism: Punctularia strigosozonata HHB-11173 SS5
Lineage: Eukaryota; Fungi; Basidiomycota; Agaricomycetes; Corticiales; Punctulariaceae
Exons: 2
Coding region: 252-1724 (490 amino acids)
Source: RefSeq, a predicted model, not a curated record
CGAGAUUGUGAUGCAGGAGCCGGAGCAGGAGUAGGAGCAUCCCAAAACUCUGUAAAUACUUCUCACCGCCACAUAGCUUAUAUGGGAUUACCAUAGAAAGCCGCGACCACGUGAUGAGCAAAGCGAUGCCGCCGGUGCCGUGGGGCAUGCAUAAUCGCCGGCAUGCAGGCUCCACAGCGCUCCUCCCUCAGCUUCGACCACCACACCGAGCAUCGUCGACCUCGCUGUCCACCGGGACCCGUCGACACACCAUGCAACUCGCCUCGACCGGGGCGCGCCUCGUCCAGGGGCACGCCUCGCGCCUACUCGGGCGCGGAAGCAACGCGCGUAACAUACACAUCCCGCCGCUCCGCCAGCCGCCCACUCCGCAGAACGUUGUCAACAAGACCCGCACGCUCCUCACCCGUUUCGUCGGGCAUCUCACCGCACCCGCCACUGGCGCUUUCGCUCGCCCGCCGCCAUGCAGCGGCGUCCAGAUCGGACGCGGAUUCAGCGGCGCCGCUCGGCCGCGCACCAUUCAGCAGGGCUUUUCGCUCCCCAUGCGGCAUGCUCUCCACAAGCCGAUGUACAUGCCCAGGGCGCCUACCGUUGCGGUGCCGCGCUCGGUCGCGCAGGUCGGCCUCGGCGCAGCUAGGAACUUCUCCAGCGCACGACCGAUAUUCCAGAAUUUGAUACAGAAUGUGCCGGUCGCUGGGAGGGCGAUUUGUGAGCUCGACCUUGACGAGCGUAUGCGCAUGGAGGGGAAACGCGCGAGCGUGGUUGGGAAGGAGGGGAAGGAGAACGCGAUAAGGCUCGGCAUGCUCAAGGAGGAACUGCUGAUGAAGAAGGUGGCGAAGAAGGCCGAGGUCAAUGUGGACGAUGAGAUGAAGAAGGAUUUGGAGCACUACUUUUCGGAGCAGGGCACGACGCAGAACGAUGUAGCGACCUACCUACUCAUCCCGCUCGCACCGACCCCGACGGCGCGCAUGCCGCUCCCGCAAGACGUCCCGCCAUCAUCGUCCGGUCGGUUACUGCCGCCCUCGAUCAUGAAUAUUCUCGGCGGCGUCCAUGCUGCGCAUAGCCAGUACGCCGCGAAGGUGUCGUCCCUGUUCGCUCGGCUCGACGCCGCGCAUGUCUGGGACCGCGGCGCGUCGACGCAGGUGUACGGUGACGCCACCGGAAUGUGCACAGUGCUGAAGGUGUGCUUCCAGGGGUGGACGAGGGAGGAAGUGCGCGCGGUGAUCGGGGAGGCGGGCACGGGGUGGUGCGCAUUGGAAGAGGUGCGGGACGACGAAGAGGUGGACUCCGUGGUGGACGAUGAUGCGCUCAGCGAUGUUGAGUCGCAGGCGCCGCUCCCGCCACCUGUCGCGAUGGACCCUGCGCAAUCGUUCGUACUGCCCACGCUCGACUUCUCGUCGUCGCAUCUCGAUGCCCGGUCUUCGGCGGCUACGACACCGUUUGACGAGAUCUUCCCCGCUUACUCUCGCGCAUCCUCUACCCCGCGUCGCUCGAAUACCGACUUGCACGACGUUGCCGCACCCUCAGACUGGUCGGACGUGCAUACGGACGCGGGUUCGGAGGACGAUGGCAGUUUGGCGGACUAUCUGUCCGACUCGGACGGCUUUUCGGACAUCGGCCACGGCUCGAGAGCGAGCUCUGGAGGGCUGGAGAGCUGGAGCAGGGUGUCGUUCAGCGGUGAUUUCCAGCGCAGGCUUGGCGCGGAGAGGAGCGCAUAUCUGUUCUGAUUAUUGAUUUGCGGACCGGAAAGCUGUGGUGCAGCCACUACGCUCUCUUGAUCUUUUUUGUUAGUAUGUAGAGUACAUGUGCUCGAUGGAUAUCUUUGACCUGUGCUAUAACUAAGCUGCUAUGUACGUGAA